UGAGAGAGGGGCUCAUUAAAGACUGAGACAAAUUGGAGUGGAGGUGAGAGAGAGCAGGGCAUGCGCUGUUUCCCAUUUGGCUGGACUGACUGACCGCAUGGACAGCAGGAUGUCUGGAGGAGACAUGGCCAAGCCUCUCCUUGGCCACAGGAGCACAGAGGGUGAGCCCAGCGUGGUGCCUGCAGCCGGCCGCACCAUCGGCGUGCUGGGGAGUGGGGACUUUGCACGCUCGUUGGCCAUCCGCCUGGUGUGCUCCGGCUUCAAGGUGGUGGUGGGCAGUCGCAACCCAAAGCGCAAAGCCUGCCUCUUCCCUUCUGCAGCAGAGGUCACCUUCCAGGCUGAGGCGGUGAAGAAGACAGAUGUCAUUUUUGUGGCGGUUUUCAGGGAACAUUACUCCACACUCUGUGACCUGGCUGAUGUGCUGGCGGGCAAGAUCUUGGUGGAUGUCAGUAACAACACCGAAAUCAACCACCACAAAGAAUCCAACGCUGAAUACUUGGCCUCUUUGUUCCCAGCCUGCACUGUGGUCAAAGGCUUUAAUGUGGUUUCUGCGUGGACGCUGCAGUCCGGUGCCAGGGAUGGCAAUAAGCAGGUUCUGAUCUGCUCCAAUAGCCAAGAAGCCAAGCGUACAGUUGCAGAAAUUGCUCAGGUCAUGGGAUUCACCCCUGUAGACAUGGGCUGCAUGUCCUCAGCCUGUGAGAUUGAGAACAUUCCCCUGCGCCUCUUGCCAGCCUGGAAGAUCCCCAUCUUUUUGGCUCUGGGGCUCUUUCUUUGCUUUUUCACUUACAACCUGGUACGUCAGGUCAUCCACCCUUAUAUCAGGGAGCAGCAGAAGAAGUUUUAUAAGAUCCCCGUCGAGGUGGUCAACACUACGCUGCCAUGCGUGUCCUACGUCAUGCUGUCUCUUGUCUACCUGCCCGGCGUGCUGGCAGCCUGCUCACAGCUCUACUAUGGCACCAAAUACAGGCGCUUUCCAGACUGGCUUGACCAGUGGCUGCAGCACAGAAAGCAGAUCGGCCUCCUCAGCUUCUUCUGCGCAGCCCUGCAUGCUGUGUACAGCCUGUGCCUGCCCAUGCGUCGCUCCCACCGCUAUCAGCUGAUUGAGACGGCUGUCAAGCAGGCUAUGGAGAAGAAGAAGAGUAUCUGGGUAGAGGAGGAAGUCUGGAGGAUGGAGAUUUAUAUCUCUGUUGGAAUAAUAGCCCUGGGCUUGCUGUCGUUACUUGCCAUCACCUCACUUCCAUCCAUCGCAAACUCUCUCAACUGGAGGGAAUUCAGUUUCAUCCAGUCUACCCUGGGAUUUAUUGCCUUGGUCGUCAGCACCCUACACACCCUCACAUACGGCUGGUCGAGGGCCUUUGAUGAGAACCAAUACAAGUUCUACCUGCCUCCUACCUACACCCUCACGCUGCUCGUCCCAUGUACUGUGAUCCUAGCAAAAGUCGCCUUCAGUUUGCCCUGCAUCCAGCAUAGACUCCUGCGAAUCAGGAGAGGCUGGGAGAAGGGGAGGUAUGUCAAGUUUGUUCUGCCCAGUGCAACAGGAGAGUAUUCAAGUGGGGAGACUUCCAGCAACGUCUGAUGGAACCCCAGGGGUGGCAGAGGAUUUAAAAGCACUAUCAACAUUUCUAUAAAGGUGUUUCUUUUUCUUAAAUAUAUGUAUGUUUUGGAAUAAUUAUAUUGUGGGUAAAUAAUAAAAUCUGGUGACUUUAGAAAAUGGACUACCAUGAAACUAGUUUAGGCAGUGGUAUUUAUAUUGCUGGUUUGCUAGGCCAAAUAUUGCCUUAAAAAUCACUGUGAAAGCUGAGCUAGCAACACAAAUAUACAGGAAAGAGUGAUGGAUUCUGUCACUGGAGAUGCGGGUUGGCAACUCUACAGCAGCACUUCUCUGUUGUUUCCUGAUCUACUCUCAUGAAUGUCAGUGGUUUUGUUCUUUUUUUAAAUAUGAAGAAGCACAGAUUUUUCUGGGCUUUUUGACAGUGAAGACAUCCUGCUUCUUGAGCAUCUCGAUCAACAUGAGCAGUGAGCUUUAGAAAGACAACUUGUCCCUGGCUUUGGUCUCCUUACUGAAGUAGCCACGUAAGCAGAACAAUGUCCCUGUUAUGUAGUGUCUGCUCGUUUUACUAAAGGUGUCCAAACUUGACAGCAAAUCCAAGUAUCUGCUUUCUCAAAUACAGGCAGCAGUUCUGGUCCUGUAGACUAUACUUGGUGCACAUUUAUAGGCUGCAGAAAUAAACCACCUUUGCUACCAGUGUGAAAGCAUUUGGAGAGAGGGAUGACCCUAACACCCACACUCCCCAUCUGCGCUGCUGUCUCUGAGAUGACAACUACUGCUGCUGUACGUUCUCUGUUUUACUAAAUCCUUUUCAGGCAGUAUUUGAUGGAAAUAGAAUGAAGAGAAAAAAAAAUAAUGUGCCACUUCACAAAAUUUUACAAAGAAAACCAAAGCCCUACAUCAAAUAAGAGUUUGAAGCUCUUAGAAAUCAUUGUCACCUGAAUGCAUGUGUGUAGACAACAAAACAGCAGCUCUAAAACUACUGGCUUCACCAGCAGUGAUGAGGUCUUUGAACUGUCUUGCAAAAGGGACUGGUGAGUCUUGACCACAGCUUGAGAAUACAGGAAUUGUACACGUGGGGCACCACCCCACACUGCCUUGCACUUUUAAAAGUCACUUACUAGACCACAAAGCACAUAUCAAAUGCUUUUCUUCCAACUUCACACAUGCUUUGGAUGAGGUCCAGGGCAAGAAUUCUGCCCUACUUUCCUUUGCUACCUUUCACUUUCCCAUAUUCCUUCAAGCUUUCGCUCUUUAUCAAAAUGAUUCUUUAGGUUUUGGAGAUCCAAGCCAUCCAUAUAGAGAAUGGACAGCCAUUCACAAAAGCUCAUUUAAAAGCAAGCAAUUGAGAUGAUACAAGAAGACUACCUCAGCAAGACCAGACACAAGGAUAUGGGUGGGAUAGCCUAAUUUCCGUUAAGUAAAAGUCACUACUCAGCAUACUGCUUUGCUUUGAAAAACAUGUCAACAAAUGAAAUGUUGUUUGUGGGACCAAAAAGCACCUUUUAAAAGACCAGUUAAUACAAAUGGGAAAACAUGGAUCAACUUCAGGGCAUAUAAGCCCUUCUAUGAGCCAGUACUGCUCUUGUAGACUGGGUGAUUUUAGGCAGAGGAACUUCAGAGCUCCCUGUUUAGCCUUAAACGACAACGGUGAGUAAUACUCUCCAAGUACUGCUCGAGCUGCCAGUAAUAAUAUUGAGGGGUUUUAGGUUUUGCAUAAGGCUUACAGUAAAGUCUCCAACCACCACCUCCUUUCACUAAGCAAAAGGAAAUCGACGCGAGGGAAAUGCCAGCUUUGCAUAAUCAUCUGGUUGUUAUUUUUUUUUGCAACGGAGGGAAAGGGACACUGUGAAAGUGACCCUUUCCAAAAGCUGCUGUUACUCAGGUUUCCCCAUCCACCUUCACAGCCUCACCCAGGUCAGCACCUCAUUGAAUCACUCACCAAGCAGAUUGAUUGUGCAGCACUAUUUAGUUGUGGAUGAAUGGUAGGCUAAGUUUCCAUGUCGAUCUGAUGCACUUCCACAUGAGUAUGAUUCCACCCACUCCAACGUAACUCAUGCUUGAGGGAAAAUUGGCUUCAGCAAGCUUCUCUUCUGUUUCAUCAUCAAGCAAAGUCAACAUAAAAGCACAAGUUUGCACAUUUUAUGUUUACAAUAAAGUAUUCCAAUGUCUUUUUUUAAAGAAAGCUAAGCUGCUUUUCAUGUCCUUAGGUCAGGCAAGACAACUGCCUGUUGGCCAAACACAGAACAGGAAGGAACAAGCAUUACAGAGGCUUGCAGGCUUUGUAUUCAGUGGGGAAGGUGUGGUUUUACUGUGGGAUGCUUCAAGGCUAAAGACUCACCAUUUAGCCCAGCAGAACAAAGGUUGCACUUCAGCUUUAUACACACAACUUUCACACCUACCACACCUACACAUCCUAUUGAUGGCAAAGUGGCAGUUUUCACAAGCAGAAGUAGAGCUGGGCAUUGGAUAUACUCAUGAAGCAGCACAGUUCUUUCCAGUUUGAUGCCAACCUGUGACAGAUGAGCCAGCUCAACAACCCCCAGCUCCACAGCAUCUAUUAAAAGAUCCAUCACACUGCUCCAGGUAACGCCUGUGCCAACAUACUGACCAACUGGUAUCUUUUGAA
Coturnix japonica (Japanese quail) is the source of this 4178-nucleotide messenger RNA. RefSeq names its product STEAP3 metalloreductase (gene STEAP3). Gene Ontology annotation, biological process: copper ion import. Gene Ontology annotation, molecular function: cupric reductase (NADH) activity; ferric-chelate reductase (NADPH) activity. The record is from RefSeq and is a predicted model, not a curated record. Lineage: Eukaryota; Metazoa; Chordata; Aves; Galliformes; Phasianidae. Gene Ontology annotation, cellular component: endosome; plasma membrane.